Prorocentrum cordatum is the source of this 300-nucleotide messenger RNA. Lineage: Eukaryota; Dinophyceae; Prorocentrales; Prorocentraceae. The record is from the annotation of a GenBank genome assembly.
GUUAUGCCGCUGAUCGUGAUGCUUCGCGCCGACCCAGGCCAGGCCGACGCCCAGGGGAACACUGCCCUCGACGUGGCUCGCGACAGGCACCACUGGAGCUGCGUGCACGUCCUGGCCGCCCUCUCCGCCCGCCGCGCCUCCGAUUCGCCGUCGCGCCCGGCUGCGGACGGCGACUCCUCGCAAGGGGCCUCGCGCGGGAUCCCGCCGCCGCCCGACUUCCCGCCACCGCCGCAGCCGGCGGAGGAGACGUGCGCGGCUUGCGGCGCCGACCCCAUGGAGGCAGCCGGAGGACUCUGCUGA